Hermetia illucens (black soldier fly) is the source of this 1064-nucleotide messenger RNA. It is a transcript of the gene Prx4, whose product is annotated as peroxiredoxin-1. Gene Ontology annotation, biological process: response to oxidative stress; cellular response to stress; hydrogen peroxide catabolic process. The record is from RefSeq and is a predicted model, not a curated record. Gene Ontology annotation, cellular component: endoplasmic reticulum; cytosol. Bases 231 to 986 code for a protein of 251 amino acids. Gene Ontology annotation, molecular function: thioredoxin peroxidase activity. The transcript has 6 exons. Lineage: Eukaryota; Metazoa; Arthropoda; Insecta; Diptera; Stratiomyidae.
UCAAUUUACGUAUUGCUGUUGCUUCCCUAUGUCUUGACAGAAUUCUCCCUUCGCUUUUUGUGGGAUGCGGUUAUUUUGAAGUGCUUUGGUUGACGGCUCGUAGUCCCUAGCGUUAUCAAUUGUAGCUGAUUUAGAGUUUUUGUUGCGUGGCCAUAAUAUUGUUGGGUGUCAACUGGAAAGCCGGCGUUCUGUGUUUUCGUUUCAAGAUUGCCAGUAACAGCAAAUGAAAUAUGUUGGCCAUUAGAAAAUUUCUAAUUUAUUUUGGAAUCGGAGUUUUCAUAACACUUCUGCAGCUACCUAAAACCCGAACAACUAGUGAUGCGGAGUCUUGUUAUUCAUUCGCUGGCGGUUCAGUGUAUCCAGCAGGGAGUUCCAAAGGAGAUCAUCAAUUGCAAUACACAAAAGCAGUCAUUUCCAAACCAGCCCCUCAUUUCGAAGGCACAGCUGUAGUCAACGGCGAGUUCACUCAUUUACAAUUGUCUGAUUAUAUCGGAAAAUAUGUUGUUUUCUUCUUCUAUCCAUUGGACUUUACUUUUGUUUGCCCAACGGAAAUUCUGGCAUUCUCGGACAGAAUCGAGGAAUUCAAAAAAAUAAACACUGAAGUCAUUGCUUGCAGUGUUGACUCACACUUUACUCAUCUGGCAUGGAUUAAUACGCCAAGGAAAGAAGGCGGUUUAGGGAAGAUCAAGAUCCCACUGUUGAGUGAUCUUAGCCACAAAAUUGCAAAGGAUUAUGGUGUCUACUUGGAAGACUUAGGACAUACUUUAAGAGGACUGUUCAUUAUUGAUCAACAUGGAGUUUUGCGACAAAUUACAAUGAACGACUUGCCUGUAGGACGCUCGGUUGAUGAGACUUUGCGUCUGGUCCAAGCAUUCCAAUAUACUGACACACACGGUGAAGUGUGUCCAGCUGGAUGGAAGCCUGGUAGCGAUACCAUUGUUCCAAAUCCCGAAGAGAAGAAGAAGUAUUUCCAAAAAAAUAACUAAUUUCGUUAAUUUUUGUUUAACGUUUGAAAACUUUUCAAUUAAUUUGAAUAACAAAUUCACUUUGAUACUCGAAAGUAA